AACGGAGAAGCAGCAGUGUCACCAACAGAAAUUGGACGUCCAUUCACUUCUCUCUAAAGUAAUUCACUACUGAUAAUUAAUGUCAAACUGUCUGCUGGAGCAGCUUAAUGCUGCCUCGCUGGGUGAAACAUUGCUAAUGAAAAGAAGGCCUUAUAAGAUCCAGCUCAUCAAAAUACACCUAAAUGCAGCAUAAUGCCUUCAAAAGUGUCAUGUUUAUACCUGUUGACAGUGGUCUGCUGGGCGAGCGCUCUGUGGUACUUGAGCAUAUCUCGCCCAACAACCACUUAUGUUGGCCACAUGUCCGUGCCUAUACGUAAGACUGUGAAACCCCACAAAAACUUCACCUUUGACAACAUCCGCACCCGCCCCCUUAACCCACAUGCCUUUGAAUUUGUCAUCAGUGAGCCGAAGAAGUGCGAAAGGGUCACUCCCUUCCUGGUCAUCCUCAUUAGCACCACACACAAGGAGUUUGAUGCGCGUCAGGCCAUCCGGGAGACCUGGGGGGAUGAGAGCACCUACGGUGACAUCCACAUCCUUACCAUCUUUCUUCUGGGCAGGAACACAGACACCGUCCUGAACCAGAUGGUGGAGCAGGAGAGCCAGAUCUUCCAUGACAUCGUAGUGGAGAACUUUAUUGAUUCUUACCACAACCUCACCCUAAAGACCAUGAUGGGCAUGCGCUGGGUGGCUACCUUUUGCCCCAAAGCGCAGUAUGUCAUGAAGACAGACAGUGACAUCUUUGUCAACAUGGACAAUCUGAUUUACAAGCUCCUGAAGCCCACCACCAAGCCAAGAAGGAGAUAUUUUACCGGCUAUGUUAUAAACGGUGGCCCCAUAAGGGACAUGCGCAGUAAGUGGUAUAUGUCCAGGGACUUGUAUCCCGAGAGUAAAUACCCACCUUUCUGCUCAGGCACUGGCUAUGUGUUCUCAGCAGAUGUAGCUGAGCUAAUCUACAAGACUUCAUUACACACAAGACUGUUGCACCUGGAGGAUGUGUACGUGGGACUUUGUUUGCGUAAGCUGGGUAUACACCCGUAUCAGAACAGUGGUUUUAAUCACUGGAAAAUGGCCUACAGUCUGUGCAGGUACAGGCGGGUUAUCACCGUGCACCAGAUCUCCCCGGAGGAGAUGCACCGCAUUUGGAAUGACAUGUCGAGCAAGAAGCACCUGAGGUGUUAGAGGACAUGAUGACCACUGGACAACAACUUAAAAGUUUUGUUGUUGUUGUUUUUUUGCCUUUUUCUGCUUUCUCAAAUUUCAUCACACUGAGUGACGUAAAAACACUGAGGUUCGCUGCAAGUCUCUAUUUCAUGACAGAUGUGUUUUCAUUAACAUCCAUAUAUCUAUUUAUGAUGAUUACACCUGAUUGUUAACGAAUGCAUGGGGCUUGUAAAGAACAUAUUCUCAUACAUAAUUAAAAUGUGGUGGUUGUUACUUGAAAGUAAUUUUGUUUGUGUCCCAUGUCCAAUUUAAGGACUUUUCUUUAUAAGCAUUAAAUCAAUCAGCGUUAAGAAUACAGUAGCGAGGCCCAACGAGUAGAGACAAAGUUUCAACCAGACGACCUUUGUCCAAGCCCUUACUCUGACAACCUUUUGCCCCGCUAAAGUGUCCUUGAGCAAGACAUUGAAUCUCCACCAUCUGCAAGGCUGCUGACUUGGCACCCCAAUCUUCCUGCAGGAGUCCAAGCCAAAAGAGAAUUUCUGUGCAGGAAUCAAUUAUUAGUUCUGAAUUGCUAUAUUACAGCUAUAAUAUUAUACAUUUUAAAAGUAUUCUUUACAAAUGAAAGAAGAGUUCCUGAACACUGAGAAUGCAAAUAUUAAUCUUAUCGAACAACAAACCAGGUCGUCUGUUGAGACAAAUCUACACCCAUGCAGCUCUCGAAGCAGAAAAUACCACACAGCUGAAUUUUCUGGAUGCCAUUUUGUUUUAUACAUAUGACUGAUGUUUUUGUUUACAUAUGGUUAUCAUUUCACUGCCUCUUCUCGCUGAAAAAGUAACAUGUAUAUUUAGGGUUUUUUUUUAGAUUCAUUUGUUGUUUUUCCCCUCUUUGACAUUUCCAUACUUGAGGUAAUUGUUUGUCCCAGCUACGAGCUCCUCAUUACUCCAGCUGCUGCUCUUGGUUGUGUAUGAUACGUCAGCAGCUAUCAGCUCAUCAACUCCACCGCACAUUAAGAGAAAUACAGGAUCAUGUCGUGAAAGUAUGAGUUUAAAUGUAGCUAAGAUAGUUACAGACUGGAUGUAUUAUCACAUGUAUCUGGCAUAUCAGUGAUUACUGAAGCUUUGCUACUGACAUCAUGGAAAAACUUUUCAGAAAAUGUGUCUUUCAUGGCCAAAUUUUCAUUUCUUUUUUCAAAGGUUUUGUAGUAUUAUAAGCGUGACAUUUACUGUGAAAGCAUCUAUCCCACAAGGGGUUGCUGUUAUAUAUUAUAUGUUUUUUAUAUUAAAAAACAAAUACUUGAACAAUUAAACUUAUAUUACUGCUUUUACUUGUUGCCUGUUUUGAGAUGAUUGGUAAAGAAUUGCAGGGUUACUUUUUGUUCUUACUUGUUGUUAUCAUCAUUUUUUAAUCAUCGUAUUUGUGAUUAAAGAGCAGGUUGUUUUACAGUGGUCCCAUAAGAUAUCUUUUAAAAUGACAAAGCCAACUUCCUGAACAACAAUUUUUCUUCAGCAAAAUU
Micropterus salmoides (largemouth bass) is the source of this 2675-nucleotide messenger RNA. It is a transcript of the gene b3galt1b, whose product is annotated as UDP-Gal:betaGlcNAc beta 1,3-galactosyltransferase, polypeptide 1b. Gene Ontology annotation, molecular function: N-acetyl-beta-D-glucosaminide beta-(1,3)-galactosyltransferase activity. Gene Ontology annotation, cellular component: membrane. Lineage: Eukaryota; Metazoa; Chordata; Actinopteri; Centrarchiformes; Centrarchidae. The transcript has a single exon. The record is from RefSeq and is a predicted model, not a curated record. The coding region runs from base 193 to 1179 and encodes 328 amino acids.